AUGGGCGAGGCAGACAGCUACGCCAACGGCGGCAACGAACGAGGUCCGCCGCAGCAAUGGGGACAGCAACAGUAUGGCCAGCCCUACGGUCAGCAACAACAGCCGUAUCAGCAGCAGUAUCAGCAGCCGUAUCAGCAGCCGUAUCAGCAGCAGCCGUAUCAGCAGCAACCGCCGCCCCAGGGCUAUCACAACCAGUCGCAGGACCAGACUCACCCGAAUCAGUACGGCGCGCCGCCGCCCUACAGCUACAACCCGCCCAAGGGCAAUGACCCCAACUACUCCUUUGAUCAGGCCUUCAAGGUCGAGAAGCCCAAGUGGAAUGACCUCUGGGCCGGAAUCCUCCUCAUCCUCGUCUUUGCUGGCUUCGUCGCCGUCUCCGUCAUCUCCAUCCGAGGUUAUGUCACAGGCUCUCGUGGCAAUGGCAUCUACGGCGGGAGAAACAAUUUCUCCCUGAACAACAACACCAUUAUCCUGUUUGCCUUUGGUCUCGCCGUUGCCUUCGUCCUGUCCUGGGCAUACAUCACAGUCGCGCGUGUGUUCCCCAAGCAAUUCAUUUGGAUCACAGGCAUCCUGAAUAUUUGCUGGGCCCUCGGAACUGCAAUCUUUUAUCUCUACAAGAAGUACUGGUCCGCCGGAAUCGUCUUUCUCAUAUUUGGACUUUUCACGGCCUUUGCCUUUUAUACCUGGAUCCCGCGCAUUCCCUUUUCGGCUCUGAUGCUCAAGACGAGCAUCAAUGUCAGCAAAAGGUACGGCCAUGUCUACCUUGUUUCCUUGAUUGGUGGACUGCUGGCUACCGCAUUUGCUGCCUGGUUUUCCGUCACCCUGACGGCUGUUUACGUCACGUACGAACCAGGGGCCAACAACCCCAAGUGCGGGCCCAACGGCAACGGCUGCAGCAAGGCGAAAGUCAUAGGCUUGACCGUCUUCAUCACCUUUGCCAUGUACUGGAUUUCUGAGUGGCUCAAGAACACGAUCCACACCAUCAUCUCUGGUGUCUACGGUACUUGGUACUUUUGCGUGCACAACUUCCCAAGGGGCGCGACGCGAGGAUCCGCCAAGCGCGCACUCACCUAUAGCUUCGGCUCCAUCAGUCUGGGCAGCUUGCUCGUCGCCAUCAUCCAGUUCCUGCGCCAGCUGUGCUCCGUCGCCAGGCAGCAAGCUGGUCAGGAAGGCGGCAUCGGCGGCACUGUUGGAUACGUCCUAUUCUGCAUUCUCGGCUGUCUAAUCGGGUUGCUCGAGUGGGCUCUGGAGUUCCUGAACCGAUACGCCUUCUGCCACAUUGCACUGUACGGCAAGGCCUAUAUUCCCGCGGCCAAGGACACGUGGAACAUGAUCAAGGACCGCGGCAUCGACGCACUAAUCAACGAAUGCCUCAUAGGGCCCGUACUAUCGUUUGGCGCCAUGUUUGUCGCCUUUGCCACUGCCCUACUCGCUUAUCUGUACCUGCUCUUCACCAAGCCAAGCUACAACGAAAACGGAGGCUUCACUGUCGUCGUCUUGGUGUUUGCAUUCCUGAUUGGUUUCCAGAUUGCGCUCAUCUUCACCACACCGAUUUCCAGCGGCAUUGAUACAAUUUUCGUCGCAGCCGGGUGGGAUCCGCAGGUUAUGAUCAACGAGCACCCGGAACUCUACCAGGAGAUGGUGAGGCUGUAUCCCAAAGUUCAGCAGGCUAUUCAGGCGCGAUAG
Metarhizium album ARSEF 1941 is the source of this 1686-nucleotide messenger RNA. RefSeq names its product Choline transporter-like protein. The record is from RefSeq and is a predicted model, not a curated record. Bases 1 to 1686 code for a protein of 561 amino acids. The transcript has 3 exons. Gene Ontology annotation, molecular function: transmembrane transporter activity. Gene Ontology annotation, cellular component: plasma membrane. Gene Ontology annotation, biological process: transmembrane transport. NCBI's taxonomy places the organism in Eukaryota, Fungi, Ascomycota, Sordariomycetes, Hypocreales, Clavicipitaceae.